Molecule: messenger RNA, 1798 nt
Organism: Tachysurus fulvidraco (yellow catfish)
Lineage: Eukaryota; Metazoa; Chordata; Actinopteri; Siluriformes; Bagridae
Product: elongation of very long chain fatty acids protein 4-like
Exons: 7
Coding region: 353-1273 (306 amino acids)
Biological process (GO): fatty acid elongation, saturated fatty acid; fatty acid elongation, monounsaturated fatty acid; fatty acid elongation, polyunsaturated fatty acid
Cellular component (GO): endoplasmic reticulum; endoplasmic reticulum membrane
Molecular function (GO): fatty acid elongase activity
Source: RefSeq, a predicted model, not a curated record
UGAAAGCAGAAGGUGUGUCAGUGUCUGGUUAGUUUUAUUACUGAAACAUCAGGAAAUGUGCAGAAAAGUUAUUAAAAAGAUAUUUGAGCAACAGCGAUAUUACAAAGUACCAAUGAAAAGUUCAGACUCAUUAGACAGCACUAGGGUGUAAGUGCAGCAGCUCUUCUUCAGUUUCACACACACCCUGAGUUCUCCUCUACCCGUGACCCCUGUGUAGGGCAGGUGGGGUGAUAGACUCCGCCCACCGCGCUCGAGCUGCUGACUUACACCGAGCUGUCCAGGAGCAGCAGCGAACGGAGGCGCGCGCAGGGCAUGUGACCGUGUCAGGGGAUAAUAAAGUAAGAGUGUUGCCAUGGAUACGGUGCUUCACCUCAUCAAUGACACAGAAGAGUUUUACAGAUGGAGCCUUACCAUAGCAGACAAGCGGGUGGAGCAGUGGCCGAUGAUGUCAUCACCCCUCCCCACAUUGGGCUUCAGUGUGCUGUAUUUGCUCUUCCUGUGGGCGGGGCCUCAAUACAUGCAGCACCGAGAUGCUUUCAAACUGCGCAAAACUCUCAUCAUCUACAACUUCAGCAUGGUGCUGCUCAACUUCUACAUCUGCAAAGAGCUGUUGUUGGGUUCCAGAUCAGCAGGAUACAGCUACCUCUGUCAACCUGUUAACUACUCCAACGACGUCAAUGAAGUUAGGAUAGCGUCAGCUCUCUGGUGGUACUACAUCUCUAAAGGUGUGGAGUUUUUAGACACUGUGUUCUUCAUCAUGAGGAAGAAGUUUAACCAGAUCAGCUUCCUGCACGUCUACCAUCACUGCACCAUGUUCAUCCUCUGGUGGAUCGGUGUCAAAUGGGUCCCCGGAGGCCAGUCAUUUUUCGGUGCAACUAUAAACUCAGGGAUCCACGUGCUGAUGUACAGCUACUACGGUCUCGCAGCUGUGGGUCCACACAUGCACAAAUACCUUUGGUGGAAGAAAUACCUCACUAUCAUUCAGAUGAUUCAGUUCCACGUCACUAUCGGUCAUGCAGCUUACUCUCUUUACUCCGGCUGUCCGUUCCCAGCAUGGAUGCAGUGGGCCCUCAUCGCUUACGCCAUCACCUUCAUCAUCCUCUUCGCCAACUUUUACUACCAGACCUACCGCCUACGGCCGCGUUCUAAAUCACACAAGAGCAGCUGUAACGGUGUCCCUGAGUCGUCCACACCUAAUGGCUCAGUGAGGAGCGUGGAGCACCUCGAGGAGAAUGGGAGGAAACACAAGAAGGAACGAACAAAGAAGGAGUGAAGGAAAGUUAGAGGAGCGCUGGGUACUAUACAUCAGUGUUACUGUGGGGUGUUUACAAGGAAGUAAUGUGUGUGUGUGUGUGUGUGUGUGUGUGUGUGUGUGUGUGUGUGUGUGUGUGUGUGUGGGCUGUUUGUUGAAGGGUUAGAUGGUGUUUACAAACCACUAACUAUGCUAAGUGUGUAACUGAUGGGGAAGGUGACAUAAUUCAGUGCUGACUGAGUGGCUGAUAUUCUUCUAGGUCCUGAUUUAUUUAUUUGUUUGUUUGUUUUUCUGUUUAUUCAGCUAUGUGCCGUUCAUCUGUUAUGCUAUUUAUCAGAAUAUUCAGUCAGCGAGGAUCAUCGUGAUCUUCCUCUUACAAUCAGCUCAUCUGUAAUCUGUAAUGAAUAUUAUAAAAGAUGAGUGUGUUGUGGAGAACAUCAGGGAUGUGACGAUGGCUGUUUCAGCACCGAGCGCUUAUUUAUAUCUCAGUAAACACAACGAGAUCAGACACAGAAAUAAAGUGAAUAAAAUGAAAUCAGAUUCAAA